Molecule: messenger RNA, 4652 nt
Organism: Anneissia japonica
Lineage: Eukaryota; Metazoa; Echinodermata; Crinoidea; Comatulida; Comatulidae
Product: mitochondrial uncoupling protein 2-like
Exons: 7
Coding region: 430-1389 (319 amino acids)
Biological process (GO): adaptive thermogenesis; response to cold; mitochondrial transport
Cellular component (GO): mitochondrial membrane
Molecular function (GO): oxidative phosphorylation uncoupler activity
Source: RefSeq, a predicted model, not a curated record
CACCUCUCAAUUCAUCAAUUUGAUUGGUCAAUGCUGAUGAGAUCAGCUAAAUCUCAAACAGCUGAUCGGGAACAAACAACUAUUUUGUGGUAAUCAUCGCCUCUCAGUACGUUCUCUGGUUUUUCUCGACAAACUGAUCGCAAACAGAAUUCAAUUUCAAGUGAUUUUAUCUGAAAUCAAAUGGACAAGAAUCUUGAAGCCAGUUUACGUAGUUCUUGCUAUCAACCAGAAAGAAAUUUUAGGGAAAGACUGAAUUCUGAAGAAUCUCAAGAAAGUUCUCUUUGAUAUAUAUUUCACCUGAUUUCUUGCCAGAUUUACUAUAUUAUUUUAUACUAAAAAAUUCACUUGUGUGUGAUCGCUUGCCUUUAUCUUUACCAAUCCUGAUAUUUAUUAACUUGGAACGCUUACCAAUCAAUUACAAAAACUAGGAUGGGGAAUAUUGGUCUAAAACCAACCGAUGUUGAGCCCACUGUUGGAAUGAAGUUUGUCAGUGCUGGUACUGCAGCUUGCAUGGCAGACAUCAUCACAUUUCCACUAGAUACUGCUAAAGUCAGACUACAGAUCCAAGGAGAAGGAACGAGACUGGGAAAGUUGUCCAUCGCAGCCCUGAGCGAACAACGGGCACAGUUUCAAUAUCGGGGCGUCUACGGCACUCUAGUGACUAUAGUGAAACAAGAGGGUGCCCGUGGCAUGUAUAAUGGUCUCGUUGCAGGCCUCCAACGCCAGGCCUGUUUUGCCUCGGUGCGAAUUGGACUCUAUGAUUCCGUCAAACAAAAAUACACAGAUUUUGCCGGUGGCAAGACAAAUGUGCUGGUACGUAUAGCAGCUGGGAUUACUACUGGAGGGUGCGCUGUAGUCCUUGCACAGCCAACCGAUGUUGUUAAAGUCCGCAUGCAAGCACAGAACAACUCCGACAAAAAGGUAGUGCGAUACACUGGAACUAUACAAGCAUACAAGAAAAUCUUCACGGAAGAAGGUCUCCGUGGCUUGUGGAAAGGUACAAUUCCCAAUAUCACUCGCAAUGCAGUUGUGAAUGCCAGUGAGUUGGUGGCAUAUGACAUGAUAAAGGAACAAAUCUUGAAGAGGAGACUGUUAGAGGACCAGUUCCCCUGUCACUUUGUGUCUGCUUUCGGUGCUGGAUUUGUCACCACUUGUGUAGCAUCUCCAGUUGACGUAGUCAAAACGAGAUUUAUGAACUCAGGGAAAGGGAAGUACAAGGGAGUACUAGAUUGUGCAUUUUCGAUGUUUAAAGAGGGUGGACCAAUAGCCUUCUACAAAGGGUUCAUGCCAAAUUUUAUCCGACUUGGCUCCUGGAACAUCUGUAUGUUUGUCUUCUAUGAGCAGCUGAAACGGUUCUGUGUUCUUAUGAAAGAACGGCGUCAGAAUUGAGAGUGGAGGAGUAGCGUGAUUCUUCAAAAGCAUCUAGAUUCCAUGUCAGAACCAGCUUCCAGUUUAUAGUAAAACACAGCUUUUUAUGCUGUACACUCCACCACAGAUUAUACCCAAUAGGAUUACGUUGUAUAAUCUCUACAGAGGUUUACCAUUGGCCAGUGAUACCUCAGACAAACAGCCAAAGAAAAAACUAAAGUAGAUGAUAUCUUGUUCUUCAAGAUGUGCCAAAGAUUUUAAACAUACUAAACAAUUUCUUAGGUAGUUUGAAAAACAUCUACUAAGAUUUCCUUGAAUAACCAUGAAGUAUAAUCUCUGAAUUCUGCAUAUAUAGUUUUGCUCUGAGGUUCUCUGUGCUAUAAAGCUAUGUAAUGUUACUAUUUUUGUAGAAGUAUGUUAUAUAUUUGUGUCUCUUUAGGACCAAAUGUGCGAAGACCAUUCUUCUGAGUGUUAAGCCGGGCACUCACUUUAUCGUACGACGAAUCCAACUCCGCUUCCCGUAUGUGCUAAAACACGCGACGCCCUCUACUGAUUGUCGGUGGCUGUCUGAAUGGAUCGUCAUUAAAAACGACCCGAUGCACGCGCGCCGUCGCUUUGCGUUCUCCAUAGAACCUCGUCAGCCGACGACCGUUGGCCGCAGUGCGUGCCCGGCUUUAUACUAUAAUACAGUUGAUAUUUGGUUAAGGUUUUCAUCAGUCUAGAAGGUGCUGUGUUAAAAGUUUCAGAAUUCUUCAAAAUUUCCAUCAAUCAAAUGUUAUGCUCCUACCUCUGUAUGGUUUUUUUUAACAGAAUUUUUCAAUAAACUUAAUCUUUAGAUUUCAUUUGUGUAUGUAAAUCAGCUAUUGCUCUUUUGUAUUCAUCUGAACUAAAUUACAACUUAAGAUUGAGCACAAUUUUGUUUUAAUUCUAUAUUAUUAUUUUUUUUAUUGUGUACCUUUUUAUAUCUAAACAGUAUACUGAAAUGAAAAUGUUAACAAAAUUGAAAACUGUCUAUGUUCAUCUGUGUAAGUGCCUAAUUCUAGUCCAUCCUCAGAAAUGUCAUAUAACGAUACCGAUAUUAUUACUAUUGAUUAUUAAAAAAUUAAAUUAAAUAUUUUACUUAUAAAUAGUAGAAUUAAUAUAUUAAUGACGAUGAGUGAAUCGUGGAUAAGGAGUUGGUAUCCAACUUGCUUAAUACUAUAGAAAAAUACUUUUAAGAUAAUAUUUGUUAUAAUUAUAAUGAACAGUAGCUGAAUUUAGGGUGUAUGUAGACAGUAUUUUUACUCCAGGCAUACCUGUAAGGAGAUGAGUAUUUGGCCUAGAGGUUAAUUUUGUUCUUGCCAGCACUGAAAACUCAGGGUCAAAGCUGGCUAUAGGUCAGGUUGCUUGAAUAUCCCUCACACAAGAGUUGAGCUGGACAAGAGAGAAAUGUAUUCAUUACAUGUUGGUCACCGUGGGUCCCUGCACUCCUAUCCAAAAUUUGUAUUCCACAUUUGUAAUGAAAUCAAAAAGUUUGAUUGGACUGUUGUCUGAUACUUAUCUAAACAAAUGUCUGUGGAAAGUCAGGCAAUGAUGUACUGCAUAUAAUAUUUGCUUAGACAGUUUGGAAUAUACCUUGGUUUAAAUUAAGACAGCAAACUAUGUUAUUAAAUUUAGUAGAUAGACAUAUAAUUAUGUUGUACAUACAGUAUUAGAAUUAUCAGAAAUAAAUAUAAAUCAAAUUAUGUUAGUGAUUUUACAAGUAUAUUAUUAAUAAAUUUAACAGCAAUAAGCUGUAAGUAUUAAGUUUCAAUUUUUAAUAUUUUACUCCGAAGAAAAACUUUAGUAACAUUGCAAAUUUGUGUCCUUUUUAUUUAUUUAAGUUUGUAGACUUUUACUGCUUUAAGUAGGCGAAAAUUAGAGGUUUGUCUUGAAAUUGGAUUGUUGGUCACGUAGAUUAAACUCCGAACUGGCCUUAUACUCAUUUAUUAAACUUUCGUAAAUCCCUAAAUUCAAUGCAAUAACAAAUAUAUUAUGUAGCGAAAAUUUACUCAAAACAUUUCUUUUAAAAACUAGAGCUGGUGUGCAAUAGACGAUUAAAGAAUUGAUUCUGUAAGUGUUUUUAUUUAUAUUAUUUUUUGAGUACAGUAUAUUUUAUGAAUGAUUAAUACUGUAUAUUGGUCAAUUAAUUUAACAAGCUUACUUAAAAUUGAUUUAAAAUAUUCAUGCACUAUUUCAUAAUUUAGCAUUUUAUUAUUUAGAGUUUAUUUCAAUUUAACUGAUCAGUUGAUUCAAUCUGGGUAUUCCAAUAAUUGAGACAAUUAUAACUAUGGGUUCCUUUAAAAGAUAAUACUUUUGAGUUGAACAAUACAAUUUAAUAUUGAAUUUACUUUGUAAAUCCUCUUCACGAAUUAAAAGAUAAAUAAUAACUAUAUUUAAAUAGAAAGUACAUUUAAUGAGAGUUUGUAUAUACUGCACCAUUGUAGCUAGGUCUAGGGUGUUAAAAUUUUUUCAUUUCGUUUCAAUGCAAUUCGGCGUGUUUGGAUAAUAUAAUUUUAGGUGUAAUGUACAGAGCAAUGUUAUUUAUGAAAAUGUUUAAGUUCUGAAGGCAUGAAGAUGGCUAAAUGUAAUUAAUUUUUUAAUUUCUAUUUAUGCUGAAGCCAGUGUGACCAGGCCUAUCCAACGCGAGUGCGAUGGGUGUGUAACUACCCCACUUUAAAGGAAAUUAACAUUUUUCAAAAUUGUACUAAAUAUAAAAUUUACGACCGGCUCUUCCCAAAACUACGUCAGCGGAUCUAGAUGACCCCAAUUCCCCAGUUAGUCCAUUCUGCAUACCCUUGCGCACCCUCUCCCAAAGUAGUAAUUCCCUCAUGACUUUUAAAUUUUGAAAUAUGAUGGAUUGUAUUUAUGGAUAUGUAAUAUUGUUCAGGAUGUGUACAUACAUGUGAUGUCCAAACAGUGCAUACUCAUACAGGGAUGUUUCUAUACAUAUAGGUCUGGACAUGAAACAAAAUAUAUGUAUAGGGUUGAAUGGUUACAUGAGGAUAGUUGACAAUUAUUGGAUGUAAACUGAAAAUAAAGUUCUUAAUGAAAUGUUAUGAAUGUGAUAAUGAUGGGAUAUCAUAUAGGUAACACUAUAUCCUUGAGUACUAACGAAUAGUAAUAAAAAUUAACCCCCGACUUGACAGUUUGGGCUUGUAUAUGUAAUUUUGAUUAAAACAUUUUUCUAUAUUAUUUGAGAAAUGUAAUGUGUACAGAAUAUCAAAAAUCCUUCAGUGAAGCAAUAAAACUUAUUUUGAACUACA